Molecule: messenger RNA, 413 nt
Organism: Papilio machaon (common yellow swallowtail)
Lineage: Eukaryota; Metazoa; Arthropoda; Insecta; Lepidoptera; Papilionidae
Exons: 4
Coding region: 57-413 (118 amino acids)
Source: RefSeq, a predicted model, not a curated record
CAGAUGUAAAGCAAUUUUUUGCCGCGCAUUUUUGAGACGUUUGAUAGCGUGUAAAAAUGGCAAUUAAAGUUUUAAUUUUAGUCACACUGAUUUGUGCUGCGACUUGUUUGCCACUUGGUGGUGAUGGGAACGAUCUAGUGAACAGCGGUCAAAGGCUGUGGAAAAGAUUCAUCAACCCGUCUGUGAUUUUCGGAAAUUUUGCCGACAAUGGAAUCAACAAAAUUAGGACCAAGAGAAGCUCUGAGGACGAAUGCGAGAAGCUGCAACUGUGCAAGCUUCACGCGCGCUCUCGCUACAGCUUCUUUGCAGCUUACGAGCUGUAUUUCGUCAACAAAGAGAACGCGAGGCUGUGGGACCACCAGACGCACUCGGCCGCGGACUGCGAGAGGAGGUUCGGGGGCUGCUAUAAAUAA